Coccinella septempunctata (seven-spotted ladybird) is the source of this 7427-nucleotide messenger RNA. RefSeq names its product protein crumbs (gene crb). The record is from RefSeq and is a predicted model, not a curated record. The transcript is spliced from 23 exons. The coding region runs from base 181 to 7104 and encodes 2307 amino acids. Gene Ontology annotation, molecular function: calcium ion binding. Lineage: Eukaryota; Metazoa; Arthropoda; Insecta; Coleoptera; Coccinellidae. Gene Ontology annotation, cellular component: protein-containing complex; plasma membrane. Gene Ontology annotation, biological process: establishment or maintenance of epithelial cell apical/basal polarity; heterophilic cell-cell adhesion.
UUGUUUUACAAUCAAUGGUACGUCUAUGGUAAACAAACACCUGUGAAUGAACGGAAACCUGUGCUAGUGGUGAUGUUCGCGAUUUCAGAGACUUGUGCUGUGUUUUUAUUGAUAUGAAUUUCAUCGAUUCUUCAUAAGGAUUAGCUGCUCUGGAUGAUAUAGAUUUCAGAAAUUUCCAAUAUGAUUUCCUAUAUUUCUCAACUUUUAUUUAUAGUCUCAGUCAUCCUUCUAAACAACAGAAAUACUUACGGUAUUGCUCAAUACUUCGGACCAUCAGAACAGCCUGAGGCAUAUUUCAAUGGAUCGUCCUACGUACGACUACAAACUACCAUAUCAUUGAAGAAACAAACUGGAAUUAGUUUCAGGACAUGUGUUGGCGGUAAUCUAUUCUCCCAACAACAGAACGAUGAAAUAUUCGAAUUGGUUGUCAAGAAAGAGGGCAUGAUAUUCUUUGCUAGAACCUCUGGGAAGACAUUUGAGGAGAGGAUUGCUGGAAACUACACGAAUAACAGAUGGCACACAGUGUACCUUCAAUACACGUUGGGAAACCUAACAAUCGCCAUAGAUGACAAAAUAUGGUUACUCGCAAACGCUUCGUACAAUCAUGAAGUUUUGACGAGUCCAGGCUUGUACAAUGAGGGCGCUGCGGUGCUUCUGAUAGGGAAACAGUUCAAUGGAUGCAUACAAGAAGGACCAUCGAUAGUUUUCGACAAAAGCAUCAUAAGCUCCAGCCACAACGUUAUUUUUGAACCAUGCCCUUUGACCGAUUUUAGCUGCACGCCAACGGAUCAACAGGAAGGCGUCGACAUUUGCCUCAACAAGCCCUGUUUCAACCAAGGCACCUGCAUAAACGACAAAACCGGAUACACGUGCACCUGUCAUCCUAGAUACACCGGUAAAAACUGCGAGAUAGACCUCGGUGACCCUUGCGAAAAGAUACCGCCUCUUUGCAAAAACAGCGGAAAAUGCGAAUCCUCCACAUUCGGGGAAUACAUGUGCACUUGUCCUCCGAACUACACCGGAGAGCACUGCGAGAACAAGAUCGUGAUCAAUCCGCAGUGCGAACCUCCGAACAACCCCUGUUUGAACGGCGGCAUCUGCAACGUGAUGGACGGCACAAACCAGGUUGUCUGCAACUGCAAACCUGGCUUCAAAGGGACUUACUGCGACAUCAACCUAGACGAAUGCUUCUCCAGCCCCUGCAAGAACGGCGGACUGUGCGUGGAUGGGUUCAACAAUUAUACCUGCAACUGCGCACAUACUGGGUAUACAGGGAGGCUCUGCGAUAAGGACGUCAACGAAUGCCUGAAUAAUCCGUGUCACAAUGGUGGCAUUUGCUUCAAUACUUACGGGAGCUACUUGUGCCAGUGCGUACCUGGUUUUGGUGGACAAAACUGCGAAUAUAAUGUCAACGAAUGUCAAUCCCAACCCUGCUACAACAGGGGUAUAUGCGUGGACAAGCCCGGCGGUUACGAAUGUAGGUGCCCGAUGGGUUUCCAAGGAAACAAUUGCGAAUUGGACAUGCGCAGCGAAUAUUGCACACCGCAGAGUUGUUCCCCUUACGGAGAAUGCCGAAGUAACGGCAACCUAGGGUCGAGCUGCUACUGCAAGCACGACCAUCCGGGAAUUUACCCGAAUUGCACUGUGGAUCCGGUGUGUGUCCCUAACCCUUGCCGAAACGGAGGCAUUUGCGCUGGCAGCCGUUUGGGCGAUAGGAGCAGUUUCAAUUGUUCCUGUUUGCCUGGUUUUAUCGGCCAAGCAUGCGAACGUGUUGACCUGUGCGAACCGGGCCUGUGCCGUAACGGUGGUACCUGUAUUGGCGACCCUUACGGGUAUCGCUGCGCCUGCGCCGACGGAUGGACAGGUUCGAGUUGCGAAACGCACCUUAGGUGCGAGAAUGAGCCGUGCGCACACGCAGUCAGCUGCCAGAAUUAUUUGGGUGGUUACUACUGCACUUGUGAGGUCGGCUGGACAGGCCUAAACUGCAACGUCGAACUGGAUCUAUGUUCUAGUAACCCCUGUCUAAACGGGGGUACUUGCACGGAUCUGUUCGAUUUCUUCACGUGUCAAUGUGCACAAGGCUAUACAGGACGCUUGUGCCAAGUGAACGUGGACGAGUGCUCCUCCUCGCCAUGCUUGAACGGAGGUCUGUGCGUAGAUAAGGUGAACUCCUACGCCUGCAACUGCACCCCCGACUGGAUGGGUAGCAGAUGCGAGAAGCCCUACGACGCCUGCGAGUUGAAACCGUGCCAAAAUAACGGGACCUGCGUGUUGGGCGCCAGCAAACACAGCUUCGCCUGCAACUGUUCCCUGGGAUUCGAAGGCGAACGAUGCGAGGUCAACAUAGACGACUGCAAGGAGGUGCAAUGCGCGCCUGGCAAGGUAUGCGUCGAUCUGGUCAACGCGUUCGAAUGCAGGUGUCCCGCCGGAUACGGGGGAGACAAUUGCACCAUCGAUUUGGACCCCUGCGCCAGGGAACCUUGCUCCAAUAACGGCAUCUGCACUGUUGAUAAGAUAACGCCCCACCACUUCAAAUGUUCCUGUCCGCCAGGAUAUAUGGGCGAAUACUGCGACCAGGACAUCGACGAAUGCACCCAGGGAAAAUACUUGUGCAACAACGGCAUAUGCGUGAACACCGAAGGAGGAUUUCAAUGCUACUGCAAACCAGGCUUUACAGGCGAACGUUGUAACUUAGACUUCGACGAGUGCCUUUCUAUGCCUUGCCAAAAUAACGCGACAUGUUUGAAUAAAAUCAACAAGUACGAAUGCGUUUGCCCACCUGGAUACACGGGGAAAGAUUGUUCGGUCAACAUCAACGAAUGCGAUUCCAACCCGUGUACUAUGGGCUCCACCUGUAUCGAUGGAAUCAAUGCUUACACCUGCGUUUGUCAGCCUGGAUUGACCGGACUGAACUGCGAGAUAAAUAAGGACGAUUGUGAGUCUUCGCCCUGCCGACACAAUUCAGUGUGUAUUGAUGGCCUGAACAGCUACACCUGCAACUGUACAGACACUGGUUACACAGGUGAACAUUGCGAGAUUAAUAUCGAUGAUUGCCUGAGCAACCCAUGUGUCAAUCAUGUAAAAUGUGAUGAUCUAGUUAAGGGCUACAGGUGUGUAUGUCACAGUGGAUACACAGGAAUAAACUGCGAAGAAGAUAUCAACGAAUGUGAGAGCAAUCCUUGUCAGUUCGAUGGGACCUGCUUGGAAAGGAGUAACUUAUCCUUGUACAAUUCUCAUAUGAGUUCUGAUGCAAUGCUGCCAGAAAUUUUCAGGGGAGAGUUUGAUUACAACAACGCUGCUGGGUAUGAGUGCGUGUGCAAAGCUGGGAUCAUCGGGAAAAACUGCGAAAUCGACAUCGACGAAUGCCAAAGCUCCCCUUGCCUACACGGCAAAUGCAAGAACCUCAUAAACAACUACUCCUGCGAGUGUAACGACGGUUUCGAAGGCGAUAGAUGCGACAUUGACAUAGACGAAUGCGAGAAAUUCCAUCCUUGCGUCAACGGCGUUUGCGUCGAUAAAAGGGCCGACUACUACUGCAGCUGCGAGCCGAACUACGGCGGUAAAAACUGCUCGGUUGAACUGGUCGGGUGCGUGAACAACCCUUGCAUGAACAACGGCACCUGUAAGCCGUUCCUGUUCAACGAGACCGAGCAUAAGUUCAACUGUUCAUGCGACAACGGUUUCUACGGACCCACGUGUGAAAAAGUGACAACCAUGUCACUGUCUAAGAACUCGCAGAUAAUGGUGAAUACUUCGAGGGAAGAAGGUUAUGACAUCCAGUUCAGGUUCAAGACUACCCUAGGUGAUGGCCUGUUGGCUAUCGGAAAAGGUUUCACCUACUACAUCUUGGAAUUGUCCAAAGGAAGGCUGAACCUCCACUCGAGCCUGCUCAAUAAAUGGGAGGGCGCUUUCGUCGGUUCUAACCUGAACAACAGCGAAUGGCAGAGGGUUUUCGUGGCGAUCAAUUCGACGCACCUGGUGCUCUCCGCCAACGACGAGCAAACCAUCAACGUCAUCAAUUUCAACGAGAACCUCAAUAGCUCGUCUACCACCUUCCCGAUAACUUACAUCGGCGGUAUCCCCAAUAACUUGAGGAAAUUGACGCAUAGUCAGCCGUUCCUGGUCGGUUGCAUCGAGGACGUGUUGAUAAACGGCGAGUGGAUACUUCCGGAAGAGGACAACGUGAACAUUUCGUUCAUGGAGGUGGAGAAGGGAUGCCAGAGGACGCCGCAGUGUCAGCCGAACCCCUGCAAGUCGGGAGGACACUGUACGGAUAAGUGGAGGGAGUUUAGUUGUACGUGCGAAAGGCCCUACCUCGGGAACACUUGUCAGUAUAAUUUUACUGCUGCCACUUUCGGAUAUGAAAACAUAACCGAUUCAUUAGUAACGGUAGCAGUAUCAGAUUAUGCCAGAAGAGCAGUUAGGUCUGUCGUGGAUAUAAGCAUGUUCAUAAGGACGAGGCAAUCUAAGGGCCAAAUAUUCUACUUGGGCUCCGGCAUGGGCUCUUCAAACACCAUUGAUGACACUUACAUUGCUGCCCAAUUAGAAGGCGGUGAACUGAUGGUUAGCAUACAGUUCAACGGAACAUCAGAAUCAUAUACGGUUGGAGGUGUUCAUUUGGAUAAUGGUUACAACCAUUUGAUUGAGGUUGUCAGGAAUAUAACGUUGGUUCAAGUCAAGUUGAACGGGACUGAAUAUUUUAGAAAAACCCUUCCAGCAACCGCCACUCUUGAUGCUCAAGUUUUGUUCCUUGGGGGCCAACCUCAGGUCAGGUCGAUACGGCAGGCGGAAAGUCUGGCAACGUUGCAAAAACCGGACAUUGUAACUUCACCUUCAGCUGCCACUAUUGCCGCUUUAAGCAGUGUGCACUUCAAGGGAAUUAUACAGGACGUGCAAAUCAGCAACGGUUCGACCAUUAUGGUGGUGGAGUUCUUCCCACUCAGAGUGCAAGAUCUGAACAUACCCCCACCGUUCGGUAUGGUCAAUUUCAGUAAAGAUCUGGUGAAAGAAGGUAUAUUGACGGAUGACAUGUGUAGAAACAAGCCGUGUUUGCACGACGGUAGAUGUGAAGUUACCUGGAAUGACUAUCAGUGCCAUUGCGCCAGAGGCUUCAAGGGCAAAAAUUGCAACGAGUUGAAAUUCUGCGAGAUCGAAACUUGUCCCAAGGGUUCCGAUUGCAAGAACCUGGAGGACGGGUUCGAGUGUAUCGCGAACGCUUCUUUUGACGCGACCACCAGACCUCUGAGGUACAGUCUGACGAUCUUACCGAACUCUACGAAAUCGGUGGAUCAGAUGCAGAUAACCUACAGGACCAGAUCGUGGGGAACGGUUUUCUUCGCGAAGAGCAAGGACGAUUACUUCAUCGUGUUCGUUUAUCACAACGAUAUCGUCGUGGAGUGGAGUUUAGAUGGCGUCGUGGAUAGCAGGAAAUUCAAGAAGGAUAACUUCGAGGGACAGUGGUUGACGCUUCUCUUCAAAUUCAAAGAUACCGAAUUCAAGGGCGGUUUUCAGGAGAAUGUGAACGAUGAGAAUCCAAACUUCGAAGUGCAGAAUUUCAGUUCCAGCGCUCUUGUUUACCUGUUGACCAAAGGUGAAAUAUUUGUGGCUGGAAGUGAUGAGAAAACGUUCGACUAUCAACAAGUUAUCGACGAGGCAGACAAUAUGACGGGUUAUAUUCCCGUUGACAGCACUACAGAAAUAUUGAGCACUAAUUCGUUGGAGAAUUUCGACGUCAGCAGAGAUGAAGUUACCUUAUACAAAGUGGAUAAGGAUAAGAAAACUGAUAAAUUCAAGGGUUGUCUGGGAGAAAUCCGCAUAGGUGGUCUACUCCUACCAUUCUUCACCAACAAGGAGCUCAAGUCGAACAGUCACUAUUCCCAGGAGUUCUACGAACUGAUUUCUGAAUCGAAACCCAGCAUAGAUUGUAUUUUAUGUUACGACACCGAUUGCUUUAACCAGGGUCAGUGCAUCAGUCCAGCGGAUACCUAUAAGUGCGAUUGUCCGGCAGGUUAUGCUGCGGACGAUUGUUCUAUAGACAUAAACGAAUGUUUGAAUAACCAGUGCCAAAAUAAUGCUACUUGUGUGGAUCUUGUAGCCAUGUAUAGAUGCGACUGUCAGAUUGGAUAUGAAGGAGAGCACUGUGAAACUGACAUCGACGAAUGUCUUAGCAAUCCUUGCAGGCACGGAGGUACGUGCGUCGACUUGAUCGGUACCUUUAAAUGCAACUGCCCUGAAGAUUUUGUUGGCAAACAAUGUGAAGCUCCUCUUCUUAUAACGUGUGACAAUAAGCCAUGCAAGGAUGGUUCCACUUGUAAAUCUGGAUCAAAUCCAGUUACCGGUAAUAACUUCACUUGCAUAUGCACAGAGGGCAUGGAAGGGCCUCUCUGUGAUACCCCAUUCUGCCAAUUGAAAGACUGCGAAAACGGCGGAGAAUGCAACACCGCCAAAGAUAUCCCUUACUGUGACUGUAAGGAGGGAUUCGACGGAAAAUACUGCGAGAACAAUAUUGACGAUUGUGUGCUGCCAUCUGGGGAGAAUCCUUGUCGAAAUGGGGGUCUUUGUAUUGAUGAAAUAAAUAAAUACAAAUGUAAUUGUACUGGCACAGGCUUCAGAGGGCCACAAUGUGAAACUGAUAUUGACGAGUGUGAGGAUCCAUUAGCUUGUGGUCAGGGAACUUGCCGCAAUAUUCCAGGUGAUUUCAGAUGCAUUUGCCUUAAUCCCUUGGGCAAAUGUGGUCAUGGGUGUCUUCUUGAUGAUCCAUGUUUUGGGACCAAUCCUUGCGUACACGGGGAUUGUACUUCUGACUGUACAAACAAACCAGCUUAUAAAUGUCGCUGUAGGGAUAAUUAUGUUGGUGAAAAUUGUACAGAUUAUCAGCUUCUCUCUAGUGUAAGUGAAGGUGGAUUCAACAUUCUUUACGUAGUCGUACCCCUAGUACUAAUAGUAUUCGUUGGUCUCGCUAUUGGUAUGGUGAUAUUGGUCAAUGUUGCCAGAAGUAAGAGAGCUACCAGGGGUACCUACAGUCCAAGUGCCCAAGAAUUUUGUAAUCCUCGGGUGGAGUUGGACCAUGUUUUGAAACCACCACCAGAGGAAAGGUUGAUAUGAUAUAGUGACAUCGAUUAUAACCAAGUAGGAAUUUUUUUAUCAUACGUAAUUACGGCGGAUUGGUACCCUUUUCUUGUCAAAAUUUGAGUAGAAUUUCAAGGAAUCAGUUUUGAGGUAUAGAUCAAAGUUCUCAUAUAUCAAAUUUAUAAAUGUAUUGAGUAUUCCGGUUUUAUUGAAUUUAAUUCUCUUCGCGCGUUUUUUUAUUAUUUUUGAAAUUUGUUUUGGCGGACCAAUAAUGCAGAUUGGGUACCUAAAUUUCUCCCUUAAAAUUUUUUUCCUGUUGAUAUUUCUAAUCGUAAGAAAAACAUAUUGCAUGGAAAAAA